This is a messenger RNA of Naegleria lovaniensis, 261 nucleotides long. RefSeq lists its product as uncharacterized. The record is from RefSeq and is a predicted model, not a curated record. Bases 1 to 261 code for a protein of 86 amino acids. The transcript has 2 exons. Gene Ontology annotation, cellular component: ribosome; cytosolic large ribosomal subunit. Lineage: Eukaryota; Heterolobosea; Eutetramitea; Acrasida; Naegleriidae. Gene Ontology annotation, molecular function: structural constituent of ribosome. Gene Ontology annotation, biological process: translation; protein-RNA complex assembly.
AUGCCAAAGCAAAUCUUGAACGUUAAGGAAUUCCUCAAUCUUGCUGUUGCUGCCAAGGAAAAGGGAUCAAUCACCAUCUAUAGAACAAAGCAAAGCAAGAACAGAUCAUACAAGUUCAAGCUCAGAACAAGACAAUACCUUUAUACCCUCAAGAUGAAGAACAAGGUUAAGGCCCAACAAUUGGAGAAGGCAUUGCCACCUGCAUUGAAGAAGACCUUCAUCAACUUCCCAGAUAAGAAGGAAACUGCUAAGAAGCAAUAA